AUUAUUGCGCGCAGAAUUACGGAAGUCGUCGUCCAGAUGGCAGCACGAGUACAUGAGAAAUCGGACGGUAGAAGCAAGCGAUAUCAGUCGAUCGUUGACUGCGACCGCAUGAGGACGGUAGGGUCGACAGUCGCAUGCUAUCUCAACACGGAUCGGGAUUGGUCGACGGUUCUCCCGUAAGCCCCGCCUACCAGGUGGUCGUUCGAAAGUGUAGUUGUGUAGUUCCUUACGGCGAAACGACGGGCGCUGCUCUCUCCUUAACGUACCCAAUCGCGAGAAAAUCUGAAAUGAGACGUGUCGGCGCGCUAAUAUGUGACGGUUGAGAGGAAACGAGGACCAGGAACGUGUGAGAGGGUGGUUUAUGCGCGGGUGCUAACCACUUUCGAAGCGUGACGAGGAGAACGGAACCGCGUAAAGUAGUGGCAAAGGUGGAGAGCGUGGAAAAAAAAAAAAAGGAAAAUAUACUCCGAAGAAACGAGAAGACGCGUGUGUGCUAGAGCUACGGGGCAGUGCGAGAGAAUCCUCUAUUUCGGGGGGGGUUGUAUGUCUUUCUCUGUCUCUUUAACUUCUUUUUUUUUACCUUCCCUUCUGUUUCUCUCUCCGUCUUUACUCCGUUUGUUCCACGGGUGAGGAUAUAUCGUCGCGACAAGUGUUUUUCGCCGUAACGUAGCAUGCGACGCAUCGUAUCGCGGGGUUAAACGUAAAAAGUAACAAAAGGAAAAGAAGUGCUCCGUUUUAACCAACAAGGACGUCGUCAGCUGUGUGCGCUUUUACGAGGGGGACGGUGUGCGAGAGAGAACCCGCUGCUGAGAGACAGAGAAAUGGCGGCGCUGGUGGCAGGUGUCCAGUAUGGUUUGUCGUCGCACAGUAAUUUUCACGAAAACAAGUCCCUGAUCUUUGUGAAGCUCACCGACUCGGCGCAACGUGCCAUCGAGGACUUCCUAAGGAAUCGGAACAAGACCAGCCAGAACCCUACUAUACAGUUCCUAGGAAACGAAGGGCAACUCUCCUUUCCAUCCACGCAAUCCAGCCAUGGAUCGGCAGGCUUCACGUUCAGCCUUUCCGGCAACCAGGACAUCGAGGGUCCUCAGGGUGGCUUCGAAUGCAUCCAGCAGACCGGCCCCAAGAGUCUGGAGAGCCUUGGCGCAUUGCCGUGCAAAAUGCGGAUACAGGCGAACGACGACGUGUACGAGACAACCAGGCAUCGAAUGGCCGUCGCCGAGGAAAAUAACAAGAACAAAUGCACCAGGGUUAUCAAGCCAAACAGGCCGGACAUCGGGCGCAAGGUGAAGGUGAAAGCGACCGGAAGGCCCAUACCGUCUCCAUCGAAUUCGAGGCAUCGGGAAUCGACGAGCAUUCCAACGUUCGGCAGUCAGCCCAGGCUGUCUUCCUCCACUUACAAGCCAGCCAUCAGCAAUCCUCCGCCAGCCAGGAGUCAACCGGAGAAAAAGGUCUCCGACGUCAUGCGCAGGCCGUUGAAGGAGAGGCUGAUACAUCUUCUCGCUUUAAGGCCAUACAAAAAACCUGAAUUGUAUGAUCGCAUUAACAGAGAGGGUAUAAAGGAACGCGAGCGCAGCAUCAUGACGAUGAUUCUGAAGCAGGUGGCUUUCAUGAGGGACAACACGUAUCAUUUGCACAGGUAUGUUUGGAACGACGUGCAGGAAGACUGGCCUUACUACACCGAGCAGGAGAAGGCGAUGCUGAAGAGAAGAAAACCUCAGAAUCUUACUCCUCCUGGGUCCAGCGACGGUGGAUCUAGCGGUAGCGGACAGUCGCCGAAUUCCACUCACCCCGGCUCACCGCCAGCGAUCACGGCUCCGCCACCGUCUCUGAGCGCCAAACGGCCGGGCUACUACCAGGGUAACGACGGGCUGCCCACAAAGAAGCAACGGGUGUCUCGUUGCAAGAAGCCAGAGCCGAGCUCCGGUUCGACGAACCCCGGGGAGAACGGAAGGACGGCUGGUAGUGUUGGUAGUAGUAGUAGUAGUAACAGUGUUAGUGGAGCACCAGGCGGUAGUAGUGCUAGUGGCAGUGGUGGUGGCAGCGGUGUGAUUGACGGUUGGGACCAGAGGCAGCAUCCACGUGACCGCCGAGGCGAUUACAGGCCCGAAAGAACAGCGAACAGUGAUGUGCUACGGGGUGGCGGCUACGGAAGCGGCAAACCGUGCACGACGCCCACCAGUGACAGUGAAGAGAACAACCGGACCGGUCACCGCGACGUCGCCAUUAUCGGGACCUCGUCAGGGAGCAACGCAACCAGCAACGCGACCAGCAGCCAUAAUUCUCAUAGUAGUGUAGCCCAUAGUAACUCGUUGAGCGGCAGUCGUCACCACCAUGUCCCCAAGACGACGGCGGCCGGUCCUGAUAGUAUUACCAUCGCGACGGAUUUCGCGGCGCGUUCGAUGCCCAGUGCCGUGACUGACGGUGGUAGCACGGGUAGUAGUUACAGUGGUAGUUCGAACGGCGUGCUAGCCGACAGGAGAGACAGGAGCGACAGGAACGACAGGGGACGCGGAGGGGACAAGGAUCGGGAGUCGAAGAAGAGGAACAGCGGCACUAGCAGCAGCAACUCCUACAACGACCUGGCCGGGAACGGGGACAGCACCGUCACCACCUCCACCUGCAAUCUCGACUUACCGGAGAGCCCCAAAUCAUCGGAGUAUCCGGACUACCUCACGUACUACACGACAAUAAGCAGCGCAGAGCAAAGAAGACGUUACAAGGCAGAAUUCAACGCGGACUACGAAGAAUAUCGAAGGUUGCAUACUCAAGUGGCGAAGGUUUCUAAACGGUUCUCGCAACUCCAAGACCGAUUAAGACAAGAAGAGGCCUCUGGGAACUGGGAAGAAUAUCAGGGAAUAAGACAGCAGAUUCUGUACGAGUAUAACGAAACGAAACGGGACCCGGUACACAAGGAGACGAAACGUCGGUUUCACUAUCUGCACGAGAAGCUAAGCCAUAUCAAACGGCUGGUACUCGAAUACGAUACUCAAAACUGCGGCGGCAACAUGGUGACGGCGUCCGGGAACAGCGCAGACGGUAGCAACGAAAUGAAGGAGAUGGACAGUUUGCACUACUGACACAAACUGAAAAGGCCGCCUCUUAUCCUCCACCUUUUCUCGGUUGUCGGUACACUGCUGUCUCCGUUGUCGCAGAAUUUGCAUUUUCUCGGCAUGUUCCAAGGCUGAUCUAAAACGGUCCACAUGGUUCCUGGGUUCUAUCGCCGAAAAAUAAAACACACACACACACACACAGUCAAGCACUCUGAGAGCCGGGGUCGAAAAAGAUGUUCACAUCAUCCGCAUCGCAAGAGAAACGAAAAAAUGAAAAAAUAUGAAAGAAACCUUCAACGCUGUUAAUAACCGCCCCCCUCCCUGGUCAGGUCGAAGAUUUCUCGGUUAAUUGACACAACGAUCUCUUCGACUUGCGCCCGUGUUUGUCACACGCCUACCGUUGACCAAUGGGUUUAACCACUGACGAAGCCUUUACGACAAUCGGUACGUUUGCAAACAAACAAACAAGCAACAUCAUCAACUGUUUAAAAAAAUGAAAAACAUGCAAAACGAAAGGAAACAAAAAAGGAAACAAAAAGUCCAUCCGUAUAGAGAGGAAACGAGAAAUAAGGGCAUUCGCGGAGAGCCGGUUACAAUAACGCGCCAGCUGAAAGUACGAAGACGUAUUUUUUUUUUGAUUUUUUUUUUUUUAAAGCUGUCCUCCGACGAUAGGGAAGAUAAUAGGAACGACGAUGAAAGGCAAUGAAGAGAAUGCAGUAAUUAACUCUACGAUAAGUUACUUACCCGUGCGCACGUCCAAAGUGUGUCGUCCAGUUUAAGAGUACGUAGAUUAAUGAAACAAAAAGUAAAAAAGAAAAAAAACGAUGCAAUGCGAAUGCGAGAAGAGGGUCCAAAAAAAAAAAUGGUAGUAAAAGGGCUUAAUCACGUGCCACGUCCGGAGGAGAGACUGUACUUCCAUUUUUCCGCCGGAAGGAGAAAAGGGAGACUAGCACACACAGACUGUCCACGAGCCCGCCUGCGAGGAUCGUCUGCGAUUGAUCCAGCGGGGCGUAGCUCGCCAUUUUCUUUCCUUCAAUUAUUUUUUUUUUUCUCUUCGUUUAAACGUUUCCGUAUUUUUCGUGUUUUCCCUUCGAGAAAGAGUAAAGUGGAUCCGAUAUAUAGUUUGUCGCAAGAGAGAGAGACCUUUACGCUUCGCGAAUGUAAAACCUUUGUUACUUCCUCGUUCAGCGGCGUAACCAGCGUAUCCCUGGGGCCCGUGGAAUGAAAAAUGAACGGUGGAACAAGCAAUCCGAGGUUCGAGUAAUAUUACAGAGGAAUCGCCAACGGAACCUGCGAUCAAUAUUCGAUAGAUUGAACCAAAUUUCUAUCUGAGAUAUUACAGGGCCUCGACAUCCACCAUUUAUCGGACGUGCGUCUGCAAACAGCCACGUUCGCAAUUUUAAAACAAUCAAAGAUCAAUCGAUACCGCGUUCCUUUCUGUUUGUUCGUCUGGGGCCCCUGAAGUUAAUCAAUGAUAUAUCCGUAGUUGCGCCGCUGUCCCUCGUUCUUUGUUUUCUUCACUACGGCCCGCUCCUGUGUCGCGGACUCGGGCUACCUUUACUAGCAGAGAGUUGGCACAACUUGAGAAUCGAUCGCGCGAAAACGGCAGACAUGAAGAAAGGACGAAACAUGAUUGCUAAGGACUCAGUUUUAUUUUUGUUCUUUUUUUUUUUUAGAAAUACCUGCCAUAAAGUGAUAUAUUAACCGAGCAAAUCAACCGAUCGCGCCCCGGUUCGUUGAACUUCUGUCAGCGAUAGGCGAGAGAGGCAGGGACUGCGUCGAUAGUCGAGGGUCCCAAACCCCCCCCCAGGUCCCUACCGAUUCGCGCGAUUGCUCUUAGUGAUUCCGGUUCUGUAUAUCGUAAACGCUAGGGUAAACCCAUUUUUUACUAUUUCAAGUUAGUCAUUGAAAGGGAGAAUGCUCAGCGCCAUCGUCAUCGAUACUGCAAAGAUUUUACACGCGGCAACAUGAAAAUACAAAAAAAAAAAAGAAAAAAAUGAAAGAAACGAGAGAGAUGAAAUGAAACGAAGUGGUAUGAAUAUAUAUUGAAACGUACAGGUUUCAUUUAGUAAUUAUUAAUCGUCGCCGGCGAUAUAACAUAUUAGUAUACAAUGUACAGGUGCGCCAAUUUUCUUCGCGUGCAAGUAAUACCUUCUUCGUGUAAUUAUUAUUAUGGCGAUGAAUACUAUUAAUAUUAUUAUCAACGCUAUUGCUAUUAUAUUAUUGUUCGGAUAGAUAGGUAGGAUAAGUAAACGCGAGAGCUACGUUAGGACCUAGAACUCGUACGAAGACGAAUGAGGAGAAAUGAUGUUAGAUAUAUACGGGGUGAUUCGUAACUGUGCGAUCGAUACUUCGGAUGUUAUAUAUCGGAGCACGAAACAAGGAAAAAUAAUGUUAAUGGAACAUAGGAUAGCAAGGGUUUAUUACCUCUUAAGUUACGAUACGUUGCAGGAAAACACGCUACAGACGUUUAUUUAGAUUUAUUUUCAAUUUCUAAACGAUUUGGAUUUAUUUACAGUUUUAUAAUAUACAGCCGUGUUCCAAAGUAUUGCGCACAUGUAUUACGUAUUCUCUGCGAACCACUUCUCAAUUUUCUUUGAAGUAUGACAAAGAUCGGUGUCUCGUCGAAGAAUAUAGUCCUCGUAUUCCAAUUCGAACGUGCAAUGCAGAAUCGUCGUAUUCAUUCGACCAUAACAUAUAUGAUACUUCUCCAAUCUCCGAAACUGUCUUAGAGCACCAGAUCACGAUACUUCCACUACCAUAAUACACCAUAGAUAUAACAUAAUCGGAAUAAUAGAUUUUUCUAAUCUUAUAUUUUGUAUGUCAUGGUUCACGUUUAACAUAAUCUAAGAAAAAAUUAAUAAAUUCUUUUAUAAGUCUAUAACGUAUCAAAUACGAUAAACAUUUCAAAAAACAUUCAUGUGCAUCUUAAUCCUAAUGUCCAAUAGCACACAUAUACUUCAAAGUUCUACGAGAAAUACUUUCGAACACCACUGUAUUUACAGAUAAAGAAAUUGUAAAAUUUCUUUCCUACCAUCCAUGAGAUUAAGUACGCUGCUCAAAGUAAUUAGGGGCCACUAAAACGACUUCAUCGCUUAGUACGUUAUUCAAUAUUUUAAAUACUCUGACACGUGGCGUAUAUGCCAUUCAGCAAAAAAAAAAAAAAAAAAUAGUACUAUUUUAACCGUACAGUACUUCUUUCAUCUCUGCAGUUUGAUUCGUUCCACCCAUAAACGUGAGCCCCUAAUCCUAUCGAGCGGUACAUUGGGCAUUCUGUGAUCGAAUGCUUAUCACCUCCUCCCUGAAGUGAUAAAACGAUUGAGGACUGAAUACACACAUACUCCAACUAUGAAUACGCGUACAACAUAGUGUUUCUUUUUUCUUUUCUUUUUUUUUUAAUGAAUAAGUCACAAAAUGCUUCUUUCCUUUUAAUUCGAUAUAAACUGUGAAAACAAAUCACGAGUAAUAUAUUGCGUAACGUAUUUUUCUUGUUUCACAAUCCAGAUCCCAGAUUCACUCUCCGAAGUAUCGAGGCGCGAUCGAACGCCACCCUGUACAGCCAAUGUUUUCCAUUGAAUGUGUAACGAAAGUUUAUGACGUUAAUGUUUCUGAUGUCCUUUUAAUCUUUCGCUAUAUAUAUAUAUAAUAUAUACGCGCGUUUUAUUAUUAUUACUAUUGUUCUUGAUUGCGUUUUUGUUUUUUAGUCGACGUUGCCUUUUAAAUUCGUAUACGAUACGAGUGUCUUUCUUGGUUGUGCCGUUUUGUUUCACAUUCAAUAAGCAUUUGCACUUGGACGAGCAAGUUUUGUGAUAGGUGAUGAGAGACGACGGAAGAAGGAACUUCGGUUCGCGUCGAUUCGGUAUAGCGCGCACUGUGUUUCGUUAAAAUAUGGACGCAACUCGGGGUUACGUAAUUCAAAGCACAAAAAUAAUGCGAAAUAGUUCGAGCAAGCAUUUAUCGUGUCUGGCUAUGUUUUCGAGCGACAGGUAUUUUUGUAUAGCACCGAUUGUUCGUGCAUCUUCCAUAGGAAAGAAUCGGUAAACGUUUCAACGUGUACGUGUAUUUCGAAGAGGAUCGAAAAAUUGGUGGAUUCAUGAAAUAUUACAAAAAUAUUUAUAAUUAGUAAGAGCAUGACAUCGAGUAGUCAGGGGAAAGGAAGAGAUGGCCUUCGAUAGACGAUUAAUAUCGUUUGAACGUUAUUGAAAAGCUAAAACGCCUCCAACUCGACAGCGACGUCAAAUGGGAUAAAUAUUCAUAAGAACUUAAUUAAUUAUUUUCGUGCAACGAAUUCACCUGGCUCUGAAAUUACGCCCAAAUUUUGGAAAACAGCCUGGUAUCGCGCGUACAUCGUCAAUCACAGAGAAAAACAUCGUAUAGAGCUAGAGAACCUAGCGUACUAGCCGUGCACGUGAAUGAUAACGACGAAACGACACGUUCCCAAUUAAUUAACUAAUCACGAGCUAAGCGAUUGAAUAAUCCACGAUACCGUACAUCCAUAGUUCUUAAACGAUAAGGUUUUUACACUCUUACGAUACAAUUUUAAACGAUACUUCUUCCCGCAUGCGAUCAAUAAUCUCGAAUCGACCACGAUUGCUCGCAAUCGUUUCUUUAUUUACACUUUUCUUUUUACCUAUUACGAGUCGCUCUCCACCCCUCACCCUCCCCCAGCGUAUGCGAUGGAAAUCUAAGAAUGCGACUUUAUGUUAUUUAAACCGUUUCUCUUUCUUCUUCCUUUUUGCGCAUUUCGUUUAAGCAUGUGAACCACGUUUAACUAUUAAUCUUUUCUUUUUCUUUUUUUCUUUUUGUUCCCUUUACCUCUAUUCGUUUACUGUGUAUGCUUGGUAGAAAAUGUAGAAUUUAGGAUACGACGAUUAUCAGUGAUUCCAAUUGUCGUCGACGGUUUUACGUUUUGACAUGUUGCCAAUUAGGUGACGAGACGACGGUUCGAUAGUGAUUUGUACAGAACGAAAGUGGUUCCCCUGUUAUGUUUUCGUUUUCGCUGAAAUUCUAUGUCGCGCACGGACACGGUCACGUUGCGCUUUUAGUUCUCGCUUUUAUCCAAGCCGCCCCCCCCCCCCCCCCACAGGCAUUAUUUAUAUAAAAAAUUCGCCCGGGUACGAUAGAUUUCGCACGUUCGCGGCAACGCGGCGAUCACAUCGAGCAAAAAAGACACUUUUAGUCAUGGUUCCUCGGAGUGUUUCUUUUUCUUCUUUAGAUCGUUAACGGUUCGAAAUUUCCAUGCGAUUAUCGAAAUUUGGUUCUGGUCAAGUCGACGGUCGUUUCGUUUAUUAAUUUCAACGUCGUCUCCCCAUCCUCCCAUUUGUGUAACGAAUUAAAGCAAAGGAAAAAAAAAAAGAUAAUACGUUGUUUUGUAUCGUUUACGCUCUUUACAUAGGAUUUCGUUUGUCUCCGUCUACUGUGCAAUGUAUCUCGGCUCGUUACGUUCCGUUGAUUAGAGUAACGUCGAUCGAACGAAAUGUGUACGUCGUCCAAAGGUUCCGCGUAGAUGCGUUUAGAUUAUUUUUCGUGAAACGUCGAUAGCGGAUUUCACACGGUCGAAUCAGAUGGUUUAUAAUCAUUGAGAAACGCCUGGAGAGAGAGAGAGAGAGAGAGGAAAUUUUAACCGAGCGCUUCUGGAAUGCAUGGCACAGUAUUGACAAGUCCCCACCCCCGCAAACCAAUUGCAACGAAUUUAACGAAAUGCAAAGCACACAGGAAAGAACGUCAGGAUAACUAUGCUAACCUAUUUAUAUAUAUAACUAUAUCUAUUAUAAGUAAAUAAAUAUAAAUAUAUAUAUAAAAUCGUAUAUGUACGAUUAUGGAAUCUAUCGUGUGUGUGUUCAUAGGUAAAUUGAGAAUUGUAAAAUCGAAAUAACGUCGUCGGAAUAUAUGGGUUGUAAUUAAAGGUACAGGAAUUGGUUAAUAUAUUUCGUUGUUAUGAAUCGGACUAUGUUCCGAUUUGUAGAUAUAAAUAAUAUAGGUAUCCUAUUUUUUGCUCACUUUUUCCUUGCAUUUACAAACGACAACAAAAAAAAAUACAAGAUAUGUAAUAAAAAUUAUGAAAUAUUGACUCAUGCGUGUUUACUUUCAUUCUCACUCAUUUACACUCUCGACCGUCUUUUUUUUUCCGUCUCUUUGUUUUUGUUUUUUUUUUUUUUGUAGUGAAAAAAUCGGCGAGUAACGGGGGAAAACGAUACGUACGGAAAACGUUCAAGUUCGACGGAAAAUACGAGAGAGAAACGAAAAAAAAAGAGCAGUCAUGGAAAAAGUGGAGAAAAAUAAAACGGUUCCCGUCCGUCAACAACACUGUCAUACUGUGCCAUACAUAUCCACUUCGGUGUACGAUGGUUCAGUAGGAAAAAGAAAACUUUUCCAGUAAACUUUUGUGUGACGUUCACGCGUAGAUCGCCAGUGCCGAGGAAAAUUAUAAAUUCAACGAUGCACGUCGCAUGGAUCUUCGCCUGAACUAAUUCGAAACAGUGUCCGUUAGAGCUGUUUUGCUGGUGUAUUAAAUUCACAUUCUUUAAGGUUUUUUUUUUUUCUAUUUUUGGUGGGGACUAAACCACUCGAUAAAGUAUUCGUUAAGUAUUUGUUAACUAAGCAAAAGUUUUGUAUAAUAAGUGAAGAAAUUUUACUUAGGUGCUCUUAUGCUUUACUCGUAGUUUCAAAUAUCGAUUAAUUUUCUAAUACUAAUUUCAAAAAGUAAUAAUUCGUUGUAUGAUUAAAAUUCAAGCGAUAGAACAAAAAUGUAACGAUCGGAAAAUUCGUAUUGAAAUCUCAGCACAAGAAAAUGGUUAAUUAAUUUCUUUUUCCCUUCGAUUAGCUUACGCAUGAAACUCUAACGGCACUGUUCUAUCGAUCUACCGAACAAAUCCCUCACACUUUGGAAAACUUUGGCCUCCGAUUUCGCAACGUCGCAUAAAUAGCAUUAAAUUUUGCAUGCAAUUCAUGUGUCUAACAUCAGUGGCAAUUAACAUGUGUUAACCCUUUCGCCGCGCAAGAGCGCUCAAUGCAAACCAAACUAUAAUUACUUUGAUCGCUAUCAAAUAUUUCGUCAUUCGCGAGUGUUUCGAUGAUAGAAUAAGAGUUACCGAUUGCAUGUGAUUCAUAAAUGUACCCAUAUAUCUUUCUCAAACGAGUGUACGUGUACAGGGUGCUCUAAAAAAUUGGGAAGAGAAUUUAGAGCCAUAGUUUUAUUUUAGUUUCAUUGUGGUUAGGAAAGUAAAAAUUAUAACGGGAAGAAAUCAAGAUACAAAAAUUUUGUUCACAAAGCGAUACGAAAAUGGAGAAGAAAAUUGAAGAAGAAAAUAAAAUAAGGAAUUUGGAUUUAGAAAAUGCCUUACUUUGUUUUCUGUUUGACAAAUAAAAGGAUGGAAUCGUAUUGUACUCUUCUAAAAUAUACAAGAAAAUGUUAAAUUAAUGAAAUGAUACUUCUGAACAAUAUAACAUGAUGUUUUAUAUAUUUCUGGAUUUGUGGACGUCCUCGUAUACUUUCUCACAUUUUCACUUGCUAUAAAUGAAUAAACCUCUAGUGAUUACAACACAAUACGAGACUUUGAGAAACCAAACCCAUCAACUUUAUGAAAUUCAAAGUAAGAGAGUCGAUUCAUCUGUCGAGAGACUUAUGCCUCUAUUUUCCUCAACCAAUCUUUUCGUAUCACCCCGCGUACGUCGCUCACGAGGCAAUGAUCGAACAGUAUCGGUUAAGAGUGUAAAAGAUUUGUCGAUUGUUCCGAGAUUCUCGACGAUUGCGUGUACACGCGAGCAAGCUAUCUCUCGAUGGCCCAGAUCGGCGAACAGAGUAAUAGCAGUGCCAAAGAGACUGAGUUGAACGACAUUCGCGUUCAGGCAGAGAUGGGCAAACAAUUCUUGCGCAAAUAAACAUUUCGAAUAACGAAUAAAAGAUUGGCCACAGUUCAUUCGUUGCUCGUCGAACAAAAAUGACAAUUUGAACGAAGGAGUAAAAAUCGUGACUGUAUUCGAUAACUUUGUUUUCGAAAACAAUUGAUUCGAUAGCAGAGCAAUCGUUUUCGAAAAACAAAUUCUUGAACGCAGCUAUGAUUUUCACGCGUCCAAGGUGGCUUCUCCCCUUAAGUACUUCAAUUUUUAUGGAAUCAACAUCGCGAAUGAAUCGCUAUAUGUUGAUUUUAUCAGUUAUCUAUUGCUCGAAUAAAAUUUCGCCCCUCUCUGUAUUCGAUGAAGAUAGUAGGAGAUACUAGGUGUUCCAAGUGCGACUUAAGUAAACGAUUGCAAUAAACGUGCUUCUAGUGUACGCCGCAUUUCUAAACGAGAUUCGACGAUUAUUCGAAGAUAAAGAACCUCCCAGGCUUGUAUGUACGACGACAGCGGAGAUGGGCAAAAUAGAAAGAAAGUUUAGUUAGGAGUCUGGAUAGAAAGUUUCAAAUAACUACUCGUCACUCUUCGAAUGAAAAUAAAAAUCAGGAUCUUGGAAUGAAAUGUUUCACAAGUAAAAUAAAAAUUGAAUUAAUCGAUCGAAUAAAUCGCGAUAGAUAUGUCGGAUUUACUAUUUAGAUUUUCAUCGAUAUCAAAUUUUGUAUAACGAAUAGGAGAUAAACAAUGGUCGAUUAAAUGGCCAUAUAAACCAUAAAAUUAUAUUUCACGUUCAACGAAUAACAACUUAUAAUAAUAAUUGUUCGAUCGAAUAAAAUAUUGCUAAUAAAUCGUUGUACAGACUUUCCA
Messenger RNA from Hylaeus volcanicus, 11753 nucleotides. It is a transcript of the gene Su(Tpl), whose product is annotated as RNA polymerase II elongation factor Ell. Bases 822 to 3080 code for a protein of 752 amino acids. NCBI's taxonomy places the organism in Eukaryota, Metazoa, Arthropoda, Insecta, Hymenoptera, Colletidae. The record is from RefSeq and is a predicted model, not a curated record. Gene Ontology annotation, molecular function: cis-regulatory region sequence-specific DNA binding. The transcript is spliced from 10 exons. Gene Ontology annotation, biological process: positive regulation of transcription elongation by RNA polymerase II; transcription elongation by RNA polymerase II; snRNA transcription by RNA polymerase II. Gene Ontology annotation, cellular component: transcription elongation factor complex.